AUGUAUUCACCGAAGGUAACCUUAACACUGGAGAGGGACUUCUAUGUAGAUGAUCUAUUAAAGUCAACAAACAACAAGGAAAAUGCAGUAUUGCUUUGUAAGGAUCUCCGAAAAAUACUAGGUCGAGGUGGCUUCAGACACACAAAGUGGAUGUCGAACGGCCAAGAAGUAGUUGAUUCAAUUCCACCGGAAGAGCAAGCAAAACCGUCUGUAACUGUUAACCUAGAAGAUGGCAGCGAGUUCGAAAGAACACCCGGUCUUCAGUGGAACAUCAGAGAUGAUAAUUUCUUUUUUGAGGUACAUCUGAAAGAAAAGGCGCCUACACGAAGAGGAGUUUUAUCUGUAGCAAGCUCCUUAUAA
Mya arenaria is the source of this 360-nucleotide messenger RNA. RefSeq lists its product as uncharacterized. The transcript has a single exon. The record is from RefSeq and is a predicted model, not a curated record. Bases 1 to 360 code for a protein of 119 amino acids. Lineage: Eukaryota; Metazoa; Mollusca; Bivalvia; Myida; Myidae.